This is a messenger RNA of Ruditapes philippinarum (Manila clam), 2421 nucleotides long. Its product is annotated as adhesion G protein-coupled receptor L2-like. Gene Ontology annotation, biological process: adenylate cyclase-activating G protein-coupled receptor signaling pathway; cell surface receptor signaling pathway. The record is from RefSeq and is a predicted model, not a curated record. The coding region runs from base 104 to 2116 and encodes 670 amino acids. Gene Ontology annotation, molecular function: G protein-coupled receptor activity. The transcript has 16 exons. Gene Ontology annotation, cellular component: membrane. Lineage: Eukaryota; Metazoa; Mollusca; Bivalvia; Venerida; Veneridae.
UCUUACAAUUGUGUUUUAGGGUUGUUAUAGCGUCAAUUAUGAAAGUACAUGCCCUCCUGUGAACGCAUUUGGAAUAUCAUGGCCUCGUACAGAACCAGGAAGAAUGGCUAAAGUUGCAUGCGGCAAAGGCCAUGCCAAAUGGAAAUGUAACAAGAAACCAACAUGUUGGAAAGAAGAACCAGACAUAAAACACUGUACAUCUGAGAGUAUACAAGAGCUAACUUCACAGGCUGAUGAAUUCUUAGCCGACCCAGAAGAUUCUGAAAAAGCAAUGACAUUUACUGGUAAUUUAGCAGCAAUGGUAAACGAAUCAGAGGAAAUGUCAGAACAAGAUGUCUACCAGACGACAAAAUUAAUGAACGCUGCUUCAAAUGCUAAACCAAAGAAUUCGAAGGAAGCAAAAGGCAUAAUUAAGAAUGUUGCUAAGUGUGGAAGCGGGUUGGUUAGAAAUGAUAAGGAUAAAACAUGGUCCAAGAUGAGCAAGGAAAGUCAGCGAACUAUAGCCUCAUCUCUACUGAACUCGAUGGAAGCUGUUACCAAUAAACUAAUGAAAGCAUUCGAUAAACCUACAGUGGAGAAUAUCGUUGAAGACAAUAUGGAAAUCGAGUUACAAGUUAUAAAUGUAACUGCCAUACCUGGAAGCGAAGGUCCCAUGUUUCAUGGUGAAUCCAACAGUUUUACAAUACCUUCGGACAUUCUGAAACAAUUCAACACAGGAGAUUUAGCACGAUUGGUGUUCAUAAACUACAAUAAUGUUGGACCUCUGUUAAGUCCGGUUGAUGACGAAGCAGACGAUAAAUCAGAACGCCGUGUAAUGAGUCAAGUGCUAAGUGCAUCUCUUGAUGAGGAGCUUGGAGACAAGACACUGGAAAAACCUGUUACAUUUUCAUUGAAAAUCAAACAUCAAACUCCAAACCAAGAUAUGAUUGAUCAGUUAUGUUCAUUUUGGAAUUUCAGUCUUGGGUUCUCGGGAGCAUGGUCUCAGGAAGGCUGCUCUCUGAAAGAAAAGAACAACACGCAUGUCACGUGCCAAUGUAACCAUUUAACCAAUUUUGCUGUCUUAAUGGAUGUCCAUAGUACUAAGUACAAAUGUAUGUAUUUAUUUUACUAUGUGUUGGUAUUUGAUUGCUUCAUAUGGUAUGGCUUUAUAUGUAUUAGCAUACGUUGUAUACGUGGCAGUAGAAGUAGUUACGGACACGCCGAGGGUAACGAAUAUUACGGCCAAAGUGGAAGUUAUACUGGAUCUACAGCAGGUUCACGUUCUGCCCAAGGAGAAAGAAAUUCUAUCCACAAAAAUCUUGCUUUCUGUUUGUUUAUUGCUGAAUUACUAUUCAUUUCCGGGAUAGACAGGACAGACAAUAUGGUUGCAUGUGCUAUAAUAGCAGGAUUUCUACACUACUUCUUCUUGUCCAGCUUCACAUGGAUGUUUGUAGAAGGAAUCCAAAUACUGUUUAUGUUGGUACAAGUCUUCGACGCUGCCAAAUCGAGGCUCAGAUAUUAUUAUGCCAUUGGCUACGGUGCCCCAUUACUAGUGGUUGGCAUAUCAGCUUUAGUUUAUUAUGAAGGUUACGGAACAGAAAGAUAUUGUUGGUUGACUACAGACAGAAUGUUUAUUUGGAGUUUUGCUGGUCCUGUUGCAUUUAUUUUAUUGGUGAAUCUAGUGGUCCUUAUUUACGCUAUGUCUACUGUAUGUAAGCAUUCCGAAUACGUGUUUGACAAAGAUAAAUCAAUGUUUGGAAGUUUUAAAGCAUGGAUACAAGGAGCGUUGGCGAUGGAAGUUCUGCUGGGACUUACUUGGGUGUUUGGAUAUUUCUAUAUCAGUGAAGGAGCUAUACCAGUUGCAUACUUCUUUACAAUUUUCAACAGUCUUCAAGGCCUAUUCAUUUUCAUAUUCCACUGUAUAUUAAAUAAAAAGGUUCGUAUUGAAUACUCGCGCUUUCUUGAUAUUCCAAGAAGAUAUUCUUUAGGUUGGACCAACUCUUCUAAAGGGACAAAUCCGGGAGCAUCAGAUCAUCGGAAGAAUACAAUCCCAAUUAAUGGGACAAGAGAGCAACCCGAAUGCAUUGAUUUGGAAAAAGACAGACGACCUUCGACCAGGUCGACUACAUCUGCGUAGAAAAUGUUAUUCAAGUUUUUGUGUGCAUGGUUAUUUUAAGUUGAACAUAAUUAUGUACAAGGACUAGCAAGGGCUUUUAUUGUUGUGAAUUCAACUAUCACCGGUGAAAUGUGUUUUGUUUAUGGUGCUAUUUAUAUCAUUUUAUUCUGUUAUUAUUUACGAGUUUUGACAUAAUAUAUGACUUUGGUAUUUCAUUCAUGACGCAUUGUGCCAAAUCAUGCGUUUUGCCAUAAACAGGGUCAUAAAGACCCUUAGUGUAUAUAAUACAUGUACAUGUAUAAAAAAAUUGAAUCUCAAAGAGAAGU